Messenger RNA from Mobula hypostoma (lesser devil ray), 10264 nucleotides. RefSeq names its product phosphatidylinositol 4,5-bisphosphate 3-kinase catalytic subunit alpha isoform. Gene Ontology annotation, biological process: phosphatidylinositol-3-phosphate biosynthetic process; cell migration; phosphatidylinositol 3-kinase/protein kinase B signal transduction. NCBI's taxonomy places the organism in Eukaryota, Metazoa, Chordata, Chondrichthyes, Myliobatiformes, Myliobatidae. Gene Ontology annotation, molecular function: 1-phosphatidylinositol-3-kinase activity; 1-phosphatidylinositol-4-phosphate 3-kinase activity. The coding region runs from base 362 to 3562 and encodes 1066 amino acids. Gene Ontology annotation, cellular component: cytoplasm; plasma membrane; phosphatidylinositol 3-kinase complex, class IA. The record is from RefSeq and is a predicted model, not a curated record. The transcript has 22 exons.
UUACUGAAAAAUUCAAUAUGAUUAUAUAAAAAUGCAGCAAAGGUAGGAGAAGAUGAGCUAUAAGAAAAUAACAAUUUUCCACUCUACUCCAACUCUCCAAAUGAAGUAGAGCCGCUGGUGUGUCUUCCUGGUGUCUUGCAUCAGUCUGUUGGCCCAGGCUCACUCCUCUGAGACGUUAACGCCCAGGGAUUUGAUUAAUGUUGCAGUAUGGUGCUGAUUACACCAGUCUUUUAUGCUAGUCAUGAGCAGUUGCCAAGUUGGCCAGUGUGGUGCAAGACUGGGUUCGAACAGCUAACCUGGCGCCCGGUACCGACCAACGUGAGCUGAGGGACCUGCUCUGAGCGGACUCCUGCCGGCCGCCAUGCCGCCCCGCCCAUCGUCGGGGGAGCUCUGGGGCCUCCAUCUGAUGCCCCCCCGCAUCCUGGUGGACUGCUGCCUGCCCAACGGGAUGAUCGUCACGCUGGAGUGCCUGCGGGAGGCCACACUGAUCAGCAUCAAGCACGAGCUCUUCCGCGAAUCCCGCAAGUAUCCGCUCUUCCACCUCCUGCAGGACGAGUCCUCGUACAUCUUCGUGGGAGUGACCCAGGAGGCCGAGAGGGAGGAGUUCUAUGACGAGACGAGAAGGCUCUGUGACCUUAGGCUCUUCCAGCCUCUGCUGAAGGUGAUUGAGCCAGUGGGAAACAGGGAAGAAAAGAUUCUCAACCGUGAGAUAGGCUUUGCGAUUGGGAUGCCGAUCUGUGAGUUCGAGCUGGUGAAGGACUCCGAGGUGCAGGACUUCCGGCGCAACAUCCUGAGCGUCUGCAAGGAAGCGGUGGAGCUGAGGGACGCCAGCGGGCCACAGAGCCAGUCGCUCUACGUCUACCCCCCCAAUGUGGAGUCCUCCCCUGACCUGCCCAAGCACAUCUACAACAAGCUGGAUAAAGGCCGCAUAAUCGUGACAAUCUGGGUGAUCAUCUCGCCGACCAACGACAAGCAGAAGUACACGCUGAAGAUCCCUCACGACUGCAUGCCGGAGCAGGUGAUCGCGGAGGCGAUCCGCAAGAAGACGCGGAGCAUGCACCUGUCGAUGGACCAGCUGAAGCUGUGCGUGCUGGAGUACCAGGGCAAGUACAUCCUGAAGGUGUGCGGCUGUGAUGAGUACCUGCUGGAGAAGUACCCCAUCAGCCAGUACAAGUAUAUAAGGAGCUGCAUUAUGAUUGGCCGGUUGCCACAUCUCAUGCUGAUGUCGAAGGAGAGUCUUUACAGCCAGCUACCGGCCAACACCUUCGUGAUGCCCUCGUACGCGCGUCGCAUCUCCACCGCGGCCACGUACAUGAACGGUGAGGUGCCCGCCAAGUCCCUGUGGUCCUUCAACAACCUGCUGAGGAUCAAGAUCCUCUGCGCUACCUACGUCAACGUCAACAUCCGCGACAUCGACAAGAUCUACGUUCGGACAGGGAUCUAUCACGGAGGAGAGCCGCUGUGUGACAAUGUCAACACCCAGAGAGUACCCUGCUCCAACCCAAGGUGGAACGAGUGGCUUUCCUACGACAUCUACCUCAUCGACAUCCCGCGAGCUGCUCGACUCUGCCUGUCCAUCUGCUCCGUCAAGGGGAGGAAGGGCGCCAAAGAGGAGCACUGCCCAUUGGCUUGGGGUAACAUCAACCUCUUUGACUACAUGGACAACCUGGUUUCUGGCAAGAUGGCUCUGAACCUGUGGCCUGUGCCCCAUGGAAUGGAGGACCUGCUGAACCCCAUCGGGGUGACGGGCUCCAAUCCCAACAAGGAAACCCCCUGCUUGGAGUUGGAAUUCAAUUGGUUCAGCAACUCCGUGAAGUUCCCGGAUGCUGCGGAGAUCGAGGAGCACGCCAACUGGAGCAUGUCCAGGGAGCUGGGCUUCAACUACUGCCUGGUGGGGCUGAGUAACCGGCUGGCCAGAGACAGUAACCUGACAGACAACGACAUUGAGCAGCUACGGAACAUCUACACCCGCGACCCUCUGUCUGAGAUCACAGAGCAGGAGAAGGACUUUCUCUGGAGGCACAGACAUUACUGUGUUAACAUACCAGAGACGUUACCCAAGUUGCUACUGUCUGUGAAGUGGAACUCACGGGACGAAGUUGCCCAGAUGUACUGCCUGUUGAAGGACUGGCCCCUCAUCAAACCCGAACAAGCCCUCGAGCUGUUAGACUGCAACUUCCCUGACCCCAUGGUGAGAGAGUUCGCUGUGAACUGCCUGGUUAAAGGGCUGACCGACGAUCGCCUGUCCCAAUACCUCAUCCAACUUGUCCAGGUUCUGAAGUACGAGCAAUAUUUGGACAAUCCCCUGGGCAGGUUCCUGCUGAAGAAAGCCUUGACCAACCAGAGGAUAGGGCACUUCUUUUUCUGGCAUCUGAAGUCCGAAAUGCACAACAAGACGGUGAGCCAGCGCUUUGGGCUGUUGCUGGAGUCGUUCUGCCGAGCGUGCGGGAUGUACCUGAAGCACCUGAUCCGCCAGGUGGAGGCCAUGGAGAAGCUGAUCAAUCUGACCGACAUCCUGAAGCAGGAGAAGAAAGAUGAGACCCAGAAGAUGCAGAUGAAGUUCUUGGUGGAGCAGAUGAGCCGGCCCGACUACAUGGAGGCUUUGCAGGGGUUCAUCUGUCCCCUUAACCCAGUGCACCAGCUGGGAAACCUGAGGCUGGAGGAGUGUAGAAUCAUGUCCUCGGCCAAGCGACCCCUCUGGCUGAACUGGGAGAAUCCAGACAUUAUGUCGGAGCUGCUCUUUACCAACAAUGAAAUUAUCUUCAAGAACGGCGAUGAUCUACGACAGGACAUGCUAACACUACAGAUUAUUCGAAUUAUGGAGAACAUCUGGCAGAACCAGGGGCUGGACCUAAGGAUGCUGCCAUACGGAUGCCUGUCGAUCGGUGAUUGCGUGGGACUGAUAGAGGCCGUGCGGAGUUCACACACCAUCAUGCAGAUCCAGUGCAAAGGUGGGCUGAAAGGUGCCCUGCAGUUCAAUAGCCACACCCUUCACCAAUGGCUAAAGGACAAGAACAAGGGCGAGGCUUACGAUGCUGCCAUCAACCUGUUCACUCACUCCUGCGCUGGGUACUGUGUCGCCACGUUCAUCCUGGGCAUUGGAGACCGACACAACAGUAACAUUAUGGUGAAGGAUGACGGACAGCUCUUCCACAUCGACUUUGGCCACUUCCUGGACCACAAGAAGAAGAAAUUUGGCUACAAGCGCGAGCGGGUGCCCUUCGUCCUGACACAGGACUUCCUCAUCGUCAUCAGUAAGGGUGCACAGGAGUGCACCAAAACCAAGGAGUUUGAGCAGUUCCAGGAGAUGUGCUACAAAGCCUAUCUCGCCAUCCGGCAGCACGCCAACCUCUUCAUCAACCUCUUCUCCAUGAUGCUGGGCUCAGGAAUGCCGGAGCUGCAGUCCUUCGACGACAUCGCCUACAUCCGCAAGACCCUGGCGCUGGACAAGACCGAGCAGGAGGCACUGGAGUACUUCACCAAGCAGAUGAAUGAUGCCCACCAUGGAGGCUGGACAACAAAAAUGGACUGGAUCUUCCACACCAUUCGCCACAUGCCCUGAGUGGACGGGGACAUUUCGACCAAGGGAGUUGACGAAGAUGACUUGUUCUCCAAAGUCAGACGCUCUGCAGGCAAGGGACCAGUCACUGCUGACUUCAACUAAGGUUACCUUGGGAACCAGAAUCCUCCUUGCCCUGGGACUGGAUGCAACCAGUCCCUCUCUACCAUUACAUGUUGAACUUCUUGUACCAGAGGACCUUGAGCCCUGAAUCUGGUCUGGGUGAGUUUUUUUUUUCCUUCUUUUCUCUGCUUCGGCUGUGCACCGGACAGGUGCCCAUGAGAAAGAAGAUGAUUUUGAGACCGUGUUCUGACUCUAUGGAUGAACGGGGGUGGUGGUCGGGGGGGGGAAGGCUGCAAACAAUGAGCGUGGAACACUUUGUGAAAUCUGAAGGAACCUCAUCUGCUGAAGUAUUUUUGAUUUUGUUCUGAAGCAACACGGUGUAUUCAUCUCCUGGCUUCCUCGUCCCCUGCAGAGUGGGAGGCAGGGACUGCACGGAAGGUGCCUCCAUCAAAACCUUCAUAACCGUGCAAACUGCACAGGGGAGGACGGCUCCAAUUAUUGAUUAAGGAGGGAGCAGAGGAUUUCUGUGCUUGUGUGCUUGUAUGCUGAGGUGCCAAAGGCUUCCAUGGAAGGGUUUAUGGUUGAACGUGUUGUUAGUUGGGCCCAGCUUGGCAGGUUGGUGGAAGCCUCCCUGUGGAGUGGGCCACUAAGGAAUGGCAGUAUCUUUAAAACCCCUUAAGCAACGGUGAUGGAAUGUGUAGAUUAUACAAAGGUCUAUUUAUUGGAGGCGUAGGUCCAUUUGACCGACAAUAACAUUUUUUUUUGGCCUCUGUUGGUUUGGCUGGCUGAUGGGAUGGUUGGUGUUGGCCAAUCCACAUUAGGUUGGGUUGACUGGUGUUGCCUCCAUUGAGUGGGAUUUACAUGGGUUAUUGGCUUGACUCGGUUCAAUUUGGUAUACAGUUGGGCUGGUUGGUUUCUGUUGAGUUGGGGUCGAGUUAGGUUGGGUACACUGUCAACUAUUGGGAUUGUCUGGCCUUGCCUUUGUUGGGUUGGGCUUAAGUUGGCCAGUGUUGGUUAGUGCUGAAUUGUUGUUGAGGGUCCUAGUCUGGCCUUUUAAUGACUUAAACUCCAGUUAGAUUGACCGUUGAGAUGGACUGGUUGACCUUGGUUUUGCUGAGAUGGGUUGACAAACUAAAUUAGGUUUGGGUAGGACUCUUUGGGGUUGGAAGCACUCAAUUAAUUGUUUUUGGGUUGGAAUCCCUUAGCAAUUCUCUCCCUCUGUUUGUUGAAACUAUCAUAAAGUCUUCCCCUGCCACCCUUUUCGGAGCCGAAGGACAGGAAGGUAAUGGAGCGGUCCCUGCCUGUUUAGCAAUAUCCUCCUUUUGCACUUUUUCUCAUUCAUGUGAAUCGAAAGUGGCACCCAUGAAGGAAAAAUGGAGAAAAACUGAUCGCCCUGGGAUAUCUCCCUGGCUGCCAAGGUUUAACGAAGAAACCUAUCCGACAGAGAUACCUGACAUUGAAGGGAUAAGUCAGGAGGGAACUGUCAUGAAAUCUCCAUCUGGCUGCACUGAGCUCUCAGAUAGAGUUAAUGCAAAUAUCUACAAGUAUUAAAAGCAAAUGCUGAACUUUUUUGAGGGAGGGGAUUGGGGCUGGGGAAAUGGAGUGAGAGGGGCUGUUCUCUUGGGAAUACAAAAGCAUUUCUGAGAAUAUAUUCUGUAGUUUAGGGCAGGGAUUAAUAAAUGCUUGUUUGUCAUGGCAGUCUAACUGUGAUACUGCUGAGAUUUGAAUGAAAACCAGUUUACCUCGAGGGAGAACAGCCCUUUCUUCUCCAUCCCCUCCACAACUCAACCUCACAACUUCUCAGUUGAAGCCUCUGCACCCACUUCGAAAUGCAGUAACCAGAAUUGGAAGUGAUCCACCCUAGACCUAACUUGUGAUUUAUAAAGGGUUUAUCAUUGCUUUUUGCUUUAUUUAUUAAAGCUAAGCAUCCCAUUAAUGCUCUUUUUUAUAUAUAAACUCCAUCAUUGACUUCAACACUUUUAUUCUCAUUUUUCUGCUUCAAAGGUGUUUGCUUUAAAUAUUGCUUGGAACGGAAAUUGCUUAUCUCUCCUUACCCCCCCCCCCCCAUUCUGAGCUUACUGCGCUGUGACGGAGGCCGUUGACAGCCUUUCUAAUAUCACUGCUCACUUUGCUUUGCCUUGCAAGUGUGAAGGGUCAAGUAUAGAAUCUGGGGAGGGCGGUGGGGGGUAACAAACCUGUGUUUGAUUGGUCUGUGCAAAAGGUUUGCGUGUUGUAAGCUCUUUCACUUCCUUGGAAUGUUCAGAUGGCAACGCCAGUUAUACGUUAUCCUGGGAGGAUUAAUGUCUUACAACUGACCUAGCCACGUGCUUUUGCAGUUGGGCACGGGCAGCUGAUCAACAAUGGUCACCAUAAUACUCUCAAUCCUUUGUUGGUCUGGAAAGCUGUCUAUGUGUCAGGACUGCACUACUUCAAAGCGCUGAUGUGUUGUCUCCUGCAAGUCCUGUAAGGCUGAUUCCAGACCAGUUCUGGAUACUUGGGAGGGUUGACAAUGCAACUGAAAGCACCCUAGUGUCCUGGUGCUGUCAGUGUUGGAACGCCAGUGUUGCGAUUGUGCUGACGUGCUGAGAGAUUGCACACUCCACCAUUACCAUCCAGUGGGGUGUGGAUUAAUAUCCAGAAGUGGGAGUCCUGUCAGAUUUCUUCCUUUUGCCCUGUAUUUUUUUCAUUGUCUGGUCUGGAGGUCUUGUAGUUUCCUCCUGAACCACUCCACUGCUCCCUCGAUAAACAGGGAAGUAAAUCUGGCAUCAUCUGAUUUUCGUCUGCCAGAAAUUCCUAAAUAUGUACCUGGCUCAGGGGAUUUUCCCCUGGUCCCUGAGAAGGUUGCUGUCCCAGUGCCAACACCGAAGGGGUUCGACACUGUCCUUUGGAGAUGAUAAAGUAACAGCCUUUUUUGUCCCUUUAUGUGGGUGUAAGGUAGCCCACUAUCAACACUAGGAGGAGUUGGGGAGUUCUAUCAGUAGCAAUCUCCAAACUAGCACUGUGACCUGGUCACUGAACUGGACGUGUGUGUGGGAGCUGGUGGGAUUCCUACAUUCACAUCAGAUCGGAUUGCCCGUUAUGCCAGUGGCACUUAGAAGAUCCUCCAUCUCUGGUGUUGGCCAGGGCUUCCUUCAUCAUGUCAGUGGCUUCCUCUCGAUUUUCACUAUUGCCAGUCGUGCAGGUCCCGGGUGGAGACUCAGGAAUACCGUCGCACUCAGAUGUAGAAGGAUUCUUCAUUGCUGUUUCCAUAACAAUUUUGUUUUACCAGUGAGGAUUGUUAGCUCUGAGCUGAACCUCCGAACCUGGAGGACUGGUGGACCACACUUAGUCUGGCCUCUACCCUUUGACCUGUUUAGCAUGGGUGACCCCACCAAGAAGCAAAGCAUGAAGUCCUGACUCCAGCCAACAUAGAUAGCUGUCUGGGUCAUUGAGGAAUGAAAGCCUCCAAACCUUACCACUAGAUUGUGUUCCUCUUGGAGUUCCCACAUUCAUUGUUAUAACCAAGAAGCAGUUUCUGGGAAUAUAUACAAGCCCUCCUGUUUUGAAACAUCAAAUGGGUGUGGAUUUAGUCAAUAGACAAUAGGUGCAGGAGUAGGCCAUUCAGCCCUUCAAGCCAGCACCACCAUUCACUGUGAUCAUGGCUCAUCAACUACAAUCAGUACCCUUUUCCUGCCUUCUCCCCAUAUCCCUUGACUCCACUAUCUUUAAGAGCUCUAUCUAACUCUUUUUCGAAAGAAUCCAGAGAAUUGGCCUCCACUGCCUUCUGAGUCAGAGCAUUCCACAGAUCCACAACCCUCUGUGUGAAAAAGUUUUUCCUCAACUCUGUUCUAAAUGGUCUACCCCUUAUUCUUAAACUGUGGCCUCUGGUUCUGGACUCCCCCAACAUCCGGAACAUGUUUCCUGCCUCUAGUGUGUCCAAUCCCUUAAUAAUCUUAAAUGUUUCGAUCAGAUUAGUCGCCAUGAACAGGAAAUUCCACCUAAUCCACAUCUCCUUUUAUGCUUCGGGUUUCUUCCAGGCUAAAUCUCCCGGAAGCUAGGGGUAUCCUGAGUGCAAGGCUUCCCAGCCGUAGCUUUCUUAACUAUACACAGGGUGCAGAAAAGAGAUUCUGCUGGUGAUAAUUUUAGGAGUGGGGUGAAAGGAUCUGGUGUGUGCUUGCCUGCUGAGCCAAAAGAUACUUGCCAUGCUGUGUUUGAUGGCUGAACCUGCACCAAGGGUGUUAGUUGAUUUUCUGACCCUUCACUGGUCAUUUAGGGAGUGGGGAAGUGAGUACUCUGUGUCACAAAAGGCCAGUGGCUUUGUGGCCACGCUUGCCUCAUUACUGGCAGGAACUCUGCGUUGCCAUUUGUUUCCGACAGAGAGAGUUCAGCGAGUUGCAAGUGACUGGCAUCUGCCUUCACAACAAUGGUCCAAAAGCAAAACAGCGCAGAUGCUGGAAAUCUGAAACAAAGCAACCCUCAAAGUAAUGGGUCAGUCGGCAUCUGCGGAGGGAAGUAACUGGUGUUUCGGGUUCUGUUGAAAGAUUAAUGACCUGAGUCAUGCACCACCCACCAUGGAUGCUGACUAUUUCCAAUAUUUUCUUCCUCUGGUUUACAUUGAGUGCUCACACCUCAGCACCAUCGUGUCUGAGAAUUCAUUUGGAUGUGGGCUAGAUAUUCAGCUGUGGUAGGUAUCGUUUUUUUAUCCCAAUACAAGUCAGUGUGAGAUAAUUCUGUUGAACCUCUGGUGGUGAGGCAGGUCGACUGAGCUCAAUCCACUGGUUGUGUCUGACCCUGAGAGUGUGUGAUGGGACGGUAUAGAGGGUGCUUCACUCUGUGUCUGACCCUGGGUCUGUUCAAUGGGACAGUGUAGAGAGAGCUUCACCCUGUGUCUGACCCUGGGAGUGUGUGAUGGGACAGUGUAGAGGGAGCUUCACUCUGUGUCUGACCCUGGGAGUGUGUGAUGGGACAGUGUAGAGGGAACUUCACUCUGUGUCUGACCCUGGGAGUGUGUGAUGGGACAGGGUAGAGGGAGCUUCACUCUGUGUCUGACUGUGGGAGUGUGUGAUGGGACAGUGUAGAGGGAGCUUCACUCUGUGUCUGACCCUGGGAGUGUGUGAUGGGACAGUGUAGAGGGAGCUUCACUCUGUGUCAGACCCUGGGAGAGUGUCAUGGACGUGUAGAGGGAGCUUCUCUCUGUGUCUGACCCUGAGAAUGUGUGAUGGGACAGUGUAGAGGGAGCUUCACUCUAUGUCUGACCCUGGGAGUGUGUGAUGGGACAGUGUAGAGGGAGCUUCACUCUGUGUCUGACCCUGGGAGUGUGUGAUGGGACAGUGUAGAGGGAGCUUCACUCUGUACCUAACCUGUGCUGUCCCACCCUGACUGCCUGGUUGUGUGUGACAGGUUAAUGAAGAGGGAACUUUACUCUCUGUUACCCCUGCGCUGGAAGUGGAACAGUGUAGAUCAGGGGUUCCCAACCUUUUUUAUGCCAUGGACCCUCACCAUUAACUGACGGGUCUGUGGGCUCCAGCUAGGGAACCCCUGGUGUAGAGGGAGCGUCACAGCAUUUGUUAUCUGUGCUGUCCUGUCCUGAGAGAGUGUAAAUCCCUUAAUGGGUUCCUGAUUGAGUAACUUAUAUUUUGCUUAAUUUUGACUACCCUCCCUCACUUUGAAGUCAAUAUAUUUUUCAAUCAAAAUCUUAUUUGUUCAAAUCUUUGAAUGGUAAAUCUAAAAGAUGAAGGUCUUUGGCUCCCAAUGACCUGCAGAGAUUUCCAUCAGCCAGUUUUCUUGGGCUUUUAACAGCGAUGUUAUGGGUGCAAUCUCUGCUGUGAUGUUACUGUGGCCAUAUCGAAGCCAUGGGAAUGGUGGUGUCCCUUGGGUUGGUGUUGGAGGAGGGGGAAUUAUGUUUGUUUGGGGUUAGCGUGGUUUGGAGGAAUCAGGAAUCCGUCUGCUGGAGUCUUCAGACGAACAACCAACCACAAAGUUUGAAAAUACUGUCAAUGCAAUGUGUGCUUUUCCUGGUCUGGUUUCAGGGUAAGGUGCUUCCAGGGUACCCCAUAUUCCCUUAUUCUCUCUCUCUCUCUCUCUCUCUCCCUUUCUCUCCAUCUCUGUCUCUCUCUCUCUCUCUCUCGCCCUCUCCCAGUUCUGUCUGCGUGUGUGUGUGUGUGUGUCUCUGUCUCUCUGCCUCCGCGUCUCCCCCUUUUCUUUCCUCUUGUUCCUUCCCAGCACCUCCGCCUUCUUUUCGCCUCCUGUGUGGGGCAGCGCUGUUGUUUCAGUAAUGGGGGGAGGGUGGGGAGUGGACGGGGUGGGGCGGUUGUUUGCUGGCUGUCCAUCCACUUCCCCACCUUGCUACUGCACGUGCAUGUGAACGGGGCAGUGAUAACAGGGUCCUGUCGCCAGCAGCUUACUCUAUUCCUAUUUCAUUUUUCUCUCUGUGUGUGCGUGUGUGCGUUUUAACGAGCCCUGCAAAUUAAUCCUGAUUCAGAUGUCAGUGUGAAUGAGGCUGCUGUGUAAUCUCACCACGGAUACUGUACAUGUGUGUUUUUAAUUAAUUAAUUAAAAAGAUAUUGUAUUUGCACUUUGCAAAGAGAAAAACCUUGUACAAAUGUAAAGUCAGACCAAGAGCACUACACGCCUUUGGGCCAUGCGUGGCGUUUUAAUAAAGAU